AUGGUUUUAGGGAUGUACCCAAUGAGGCUUAUUUGGAUUUCAAUGGCUGCCUGCUUAAUUACUGUACAAUAUGGAUACAAUAUGUGGUUACUCUACACCCCUUUUGUGCUCCUGCAUGACUUGUUCAACAUAACAACCUAUGAAGAGAUGGAAGAUCCAGGUUCUCAGAUGUACAUUGUGGCUAUCACCCUUGCUUUAUUUCCACUUGGAGCCAUUUUUGGGUCCAUUCCUGUUGGUUAUCUGGCCAAUAGAUUUGGCAGGAAAGGUGCUGUGAAGAUAACUACCUUUUUGAGUCUGAUCCCUCCUGUCCUAUUGGCUGUUGGUAAUAAAGUAAAUGUCUAUGAAUUCACAAUUGCUGUACGUUUCUACACUGGGGUAUGCACAGGACUAAUCUCCGUUGUUGUUCCUCUGUAUCUUGGAGAGAUCGCCCCUGGAAGCGUGAGGGGAGCUGUCGUCAUGAUGUCCCAGCUAUUUUAUUCUUUAGGCCUCUUUAUGGGUCAGCUAAUUUUUCUCCACAUUGUCGUCACUCUAUCUUCUUGCACAGGUUACGUGAUUGUGAUGGGCAUUUCUGGGGUCAUGCCAAUUUUUCAGAUCAUACUACUACCCUUCUUUCCUGAAAGUCCGAGGUAUCUGCUCAUUCAGAGGAAGAAUGCAGAGAGUGCAAGGGAAGAACUGAAGGUGCUGAGAGGCAAGGAUGAUGUGGAGAAUGAAAUGAACGAACUCCGUCAGGAGGACCUCUUUGAGAAAGCAGAAAAGAACAUGACUACUGCUAAACUGCUAUCAUCUCCAAACCUGAGAACGCAGGUCAUCACCAUAGUUGUCUUGACAGGUGGUGCACAGCUUGACGGCAUUGGUGCGGUGCACUAUUAUGUAGAUAUAAUCUGCAUGGCUGCAGGGGCAGAUGAGAAGAUGUUGCAGUGGCUUCGUAUGGUCACAAUUAUUAUUGGCUUAAUUUCACUCUUGAUCGCGAUGUAUCUCGCUGAUUCUAAGGGACAUAGGUAUCUGCUUCUGGUUGGCUUUUUGAUGUGCAGCAUCGUCUGUAUUCUGUUAACCAUGGCCCUGGAAAUGCAGGUCACCAUCAACGAGAUGGCGUAUGUCAACAUACUUUUAGUCCAAGUAUUUGUCAUAGCACACUCCGUUGGGCCAGGUCCACUUCCAAAUGUAAUUGUGGUGUCAAUGUUCCUUCAGUCGUCACGGGCCUCAGCCUUUGUGAUUGCGGGAUUUGUGCAGUGGUUCACACACUUUCUUAUGAUGAUGGUGUUCCUUCAAAUUGUGACAAAAAUCGGGACCUACAGCUUCCUUAUGUUCUUGCCUUUCUGUGGAGGCCUGUUUAUUUAUAUCUUCAAGAAUUUCCCAGAAACCAAGAAUAGGACCUUUGUGGAUAUUAGAAGAAUCAUAGCACUCCAGAAGCUUAGGAAGACCAAACUUAAGAAACCAACAGAAAAGUAG
This is a messenger RNA of Podarcis muralis (Common wall lizard), 1449 nucleotides long. Lineage: Eukaryota; Metazoa; Chordata; Lepidosauria; Squamata; Lacertidae. The record is from RefSeq and is a predicted model, not a curated record.